GGCAGGCCAAGGGUCAGAGGUGAGAGCGUCAUGGCGGCGCUGUGUCGGGCCCGCGCCGUGGCUGCCGAAAGCCGUUUCCUGCGAAGCUUUCGCUCCUGCAGACUCUUUCGGGGCGCAGGUACCGAGAGCGGCUCCGACAGCGGCAGUCCUGACUCUACGGAACCUGGGAUGCGUCCCGGCGGCUUCGCGAGCGCGUUAGAGCGACACACGGAGCUGCAGCGAAAGGCGGAGCAGCGGCGGGAGCCUCCUGGAAAAGUGGAAUCCUUUGCGUCCCUGCUAAGACAUUCUCCUCUUACUCAGAUGGGGCCUGCCAAGGAUAAGCUGGUCACUGGACGAAUACUCCACAUCGUGGAAGAUGAUCUCUAUAUAGAUUUUGGUGGCAAGUUUCACUGUGUGUGUAAAAGACCUGGAGUGGAUGGAGAGAAAUACCAGAAAGGAACCAGAGUACGGCUGCGAUUGCUGGAUCUGGAACUUACAUCCAGGUUCCUGGGAGCCACAACAGACACCACCCUGCUGGAGGCCGAUGCAGUGCUCCUUGGACUCCAGGACAGUAAAGACAGAAGUAAAGAGGGACAUCAUGAAAAAUCAAUGACGUUUGCGUAGUACUUUCACCAAAAAUCCAGUUAGCAAACUGUGAAUCAAUGAUUGAGCAGAGAUAUAUAAUAAAUGAAAAUUAUAAUCAUA
Ochotona princeps (American pika) is the source of this 684-nucleotide messenger RNA. It is a transcript of the gene MRPS28, whose product is annotated as mitochondrial ribosomal protein S28. The record is from RefSeq and is a predicted model, not a curated record. Gene Ontology annotation, cellular component: mitochondrial small ribosomal subunit. Lineage: Eukaryota; Metazoa; Chordata; Mammalia; Lagomorpha; Ochotonidae.